AUGCCAGAAGAUAGGGACGUCGAUAUGGAUGCACCGCAAAUAUCUACUCUCCGUGAGGAGGACACACCAGAGCCGCAGCCAGCGCGUACCUCGAAGUUCAGGGUCAAGCUGUUGGUCAAUGACGGGAAGCGGUCUGGUUCGUCGGGGAGUGGUCCCCAGCAACAAGUCGCUGCAGGGAGCGACGAGGAGGAUGAAGAGGAGGAUGAAGAGGACCAGCUCAUUGACGAUGACGAUGACGACCUGAAACCACCUCGCCGUGCACCUAUUGUGCCUCAGCUAAUCCCUAGUAUGAGUAUGAGAGGCUCACCAGCUCGACGAGGCAGGGGCAGGGGCGGAAGACGAAAAGCUACUCGAGCGGGUGCGCCCUCACGAAACUAUGACUUUGCAUCUUUUGAGGUUGCCCUGCCAGAGCACAAUGUCCCCCCGACCAUGUCGGGCUUGCAUUCGGACAUUAUGGAUGUCACAAUGCUUCCGGGCGGUGCAUCUACCAUGGCUCCUCAACCCACGAGAAGAGGGAGAGGUGGCCCUGGAUCCAGAGGUGGUGGACAACGGGCUAUCAGGAAGCGGCCCUCAAAAGUAGCUAAAACAGUGGCACCUGUACCCAGAGACGAGAUUGAGAGCGUCAUGGGCUUGCCAGAAGGCUACCCUCCUACAGCGACCUCGUCACCUCUGCUGAUGCCUUAUGACGAACGCACUCCAGAACUUGAGAUCCUUGGUCAGCCUACAAUGUCAACAUUGAAUAUUGAAGACGGUACGCUAGAAGGCGUUCCGCUGCCCAUUUACCCUCUCCCUUCGAAACCAUUUCCUGUACAACCACCUGCCAAGAUUGGUACUGGCUUCGCAUCGUCGACGUCUCUCGACAAAAGCGGCAAACCUGUAAGACGCUGGCGACAAGUCAAUCGCGAAGUACGGGGCAUUGCCGGCGGUCGCUGGUUCACGCGAACGUGGGUCGGCGAGAAGGAGUCCGAAUUUGCUUCAGCCCAAGCUGCCGCAUCGCAGGCUUUCGCCCAAGCUGCUGCUGAACGCGAGGCGGCAUCGGCCGCUGCAUCGGCCGCCGCGUUGGCUGCCGCUGGCAUUACUUUACCCCCUAAACUUGCAGCCAUAUCUGCGCCUACAACCAUGCCCGCUACUGCUUCUGGCAAAGGUGCCAAGAGUAGAGCCAGCAAGGCGGAAGCAGCAGCUUCAAACGUCCCGUCACGUUCGGAUUCCAUGAUGCCCGAGAGCGCCUCUGCCCACCGACCGAAGAAGCGCGGCAGUGCAGCAGCAAGACAACCUGCAGACAUCUCAGCCGACCCCCUUCCAGCUUCUUAG
This is a messenger RNA of Postia placenta MAD-698-R-SB12, 1311 nucleotides long. RefSeq lists its product as hypothetical. Bases 1 to 1311 code for a protein of 436 amino acids. The transcript has 3 exons. Lineage: Eukaryota; Fungi; Basidiomycota; Agaricomycetes; Polyporales; Adustoporiaceae. The record is from RefSeq and is a predicted model, not a curated record.